Molecule: messenger RNA, 1863 nt
Organism: Aegilops tauschii subsp. strangulata
Lineage: Eukaryota; Viridiplantae; Streptophyta; Magnoliopsida; Poales; Poaceae
Product: protein LATERAL ROOT PRIMORDIUM 1
Biological process (GO): positive regulation of DNA-templated transcription
Cellular component (GO): nucleus
Molecular function (GO): DNA-binding transcription factor activity; DNA binding
Source: RefSeq, a predicted model, not a curated record
CUGCUUCUCUCCUAUCAUCACCAGCACACAGUAUACACACGCUCUCUCCCUCUCACACUCCGUUGUCCCGCGGAAAGUAGAGGGAUAAAGAACACAAGCGGCUAGCCCCUGUGUCCUGUAGGCCGUAGGUGUAUACACACACAGAUACUCCAAAAGGGAGGAGGAGAGAGAGAAGGCUACCUAGCAAGCUAUGCUAACCUAGGGUAGGCUCUAGAGACUAGAGAGAGGCUGGCUAGCUAGGGUAGCUAGGGUAGCUAGGUGGUAGUAGGGUAGAGCCUUUUGUGUUUUCUUUACUUUACUCUUGGAUGCCCCUUCCUUCGCUGGGAAGAGAGAUUCUUCUUUAAAGUGGAGAGGAGGGGUUUCCGGCCGUAGGCUCACUCAACUCAGCUGCUAGCCGCUACUCCUCAGAGGAGCAUCUUCGUCUGCUCUUGCGCCUUUUCCGCUCGCUCACUGCCUGCCUGCCUGCCUUUGGAGCUAAGCUUAGCCUAGGUAGGCGUAGCGGCUAGCUAGCCAGCCAGGGAGGGGAAGCUACUGCCCCGACCAGCAAGCGUGGCGUCGUCGGGGAGGCGCUUCCCAUCGGUCUCCGCGGCCUACGCGGACUGGAUCGCGUCGGCCGGCGGCGACGACCUCUCGCUCGGCUUCAAUGCCGCUGGCGCGUCCGCCGCCGGCCUCUGGGCCCCCGCCUCGCGCCAGUCCGCCGCGCUCAACUACGGGAUAGCGGCGGCUGCCGGUGAUGUCGGCAUGGUCGUCCUCGCCCCCGCCUCCUCCUUCCACCACCAGAGGGCCGCUGCUGCUGCCGCGGCGGCCGACGGCGCCGACCAAAGGUUCGCGCUCCUCUCCGCGGGCCAGUGCGGGCUCGCCGACCCUGGCGCUCCCAAGUCCGGCAGCGCCAUCCAGUUCUGGCAGUCGCACUCGCAGCCCCCCACGACGCCGCCCGCAGCUGCCCCCGCCGACAAGAAGCAGGUCAUCUCCGCGGUGGACUACGGCGGCGUCUCCUCCGGAUCCGGCGGCUCCACCACGUGCAGCGACUGCGGCAACCAGGCGAAGAAGGACUGCCCCCACCAGCGAUGCCGGACGUGCUGCAAGAGCCGCGGCUUCGACUGCACGACGCACGUCAGGAGCACCUGGAUCCCGGCCGCCCGGCGCCGCGAGAAGCACCCGCUCGGCGGCGACCUUUCCCCUCCCGCCGCUCCUGCCACGGCGGCCACCAAGAAACCGCGGUUCCACUCCUCCCAGACCACCACCACCACCACCCCCUCUCGCACCUCCACCUCCAACGGCACCUCCUCGAGCCAACAAGACGCGCCGUUCAGGGACAGCCUGCCGCGGCACGUGCGCGCGCCGGCGGUGUUCCGGUGCGUGCGGGUGACCUCCGUCGACGACGGCGCGGACGAGUUCGCGUACCAGGCGGCGGUGAGCAUCAACGGCCACAUGUUCCGGGGGUUUCUCUACGACCAGGGCGCCGACAACGGCCGCGCCAGCAACGACGAGCCCAGCCACGCGCACGCGGCCGCCGUGCGUAGCAUCUCCGACCUCCACCUCGGCAACGCCUCCGCCGUGCCGCCGGACAUGUACAACACCGUCAGCGGGGCGCUCAUUCUCGGCGGGAUGGGCUAUGGUAACACCAUGAACUGAAAACUAUUAGUGCUAGUAGCUAGUAAGCCUGGUGCAAUAAUUGUAGACAUCCAUCUUGUUACUACAUGUCACCUCAUUUCUUUCAUCUCAUCACCAGUAGUGGUACUACCCUGUCUUCCAUUUUGCUGCUGCAUGCUGUGUGCCUGUGCCACAGCUAACUUCCAGUCUUUUGUUAGUAGAAGUUGGAAAGAAAAUGAAAAGAAAACCAGUCAGUAUUUCCAAGGUAAA